Hevea brasiliensis (rubber tree) is the source of this 1154-nucleotide messenger RNA. Its product is annotated as putative UPF0481 protein At3g02645. Lineage: Eukaryota; Viridiplantae; Streptophyta; Magnoliopsida; Malpighiales; Euphorbiaceae. The transcript has a single exon. The coding region runs from base 190 to 1137 and encodes 315 amino acids. The record is from RefSeq and is a predicted model, not a curated record.
ACCAAAUCAUAUUUUUCAAAUUAUAUUGAAGUUCCAAAAGAAGAACAAAUCGAGGUUUCACGGGAUUGUUGGUCCUGUUUAUAUUGUUUUUGGCUCACUCAAUGCUCCCGCAGUGUAGAGUCCGGCCAGAAUCAACAAGAAAAGGAGGAGUCCAGCCAGAAUCAAGAAGAAAAUAAGAACCCUCAACCCAUGUGCUCCACUCAUCUGUUUAGAUGUUACCAAUCUCAGAAACAUCCGUCAUCAGCCAAGAAUCAACAAGAAAAGGAGUCGUCCAGCCAGAAUCAAGAAGAGGAGAACCCUAAACCCUUGCAUUUCACUAAUCUAAUUAGAUAUUACCGAUCUCAGAAAUAUCCGGCCGAGAAUCAACCAAAAGAGAAGUCCAGCCAGAAUCAACAAGAAACAGAGUCAUCCGGCCAGAAUCAACAAGAAAAGAAGAUUCCUCAACCCAUGCGUUUCACUGAUCUGAUUAGAUGUUACCGAUCUCAGAAACAUCCGUCAUCAGCCAAGAAGCAAGAACCAAAUAGCGAGCCUCCUCCCCAGCAUUGCAUUGAUCUUAGUAAAUAUUGUUGCCUAUCUCCGAAGUCAAACAAGAAAAAUGCUAGAUACCUAGUUUCUGCAACCAAGUUACAUGAAGCUGGAGUGACGUUUAAGGCAUCUAAAAAUGCGUGGCCGCUUGGCAUAACGCUCGAAGGAGGAGUAUUGAGCAUGCCAACUUUGAAAGUUUCCGACUCCACGGAACGCCUAUAUAGGAACCUCAUGGCUUUUGAACAAUGUCACUACCCAAAAGAAGCUUACAUCUGCAACUACAUUAGAUUCAUCGAUGAACUGAUCAACACUGAAGAUGACGUGGACUUGCUCAUUGAGAAUGGUGUUCUUGUUAAUAGCCUUGGCAAUAAUGAAAAGGUGUCCAACCUUUUCAAUGAUCUGAAUAGUGGAAUCGUAAGAGCAAAUUUUUGUUACGAAACAAUCUUUCAACGGCUGAAUAAUCACUACGGGACUUGCUGGUACCGAGCCGUCGCAACCUUGAGACAUGCAUACUUCAGCAAUCUUUGGAGAGGUGGCGGAACGGUAGUCGCAUUCAUACUCCUUAUCCUCACUUUGAUACAGUCCAUACGUUCUCUAAUGGAAAUAUUUUAGUUUCAGAGGUUGUGUAA